AGAGCCAAAGCCAACACACAAAAUAUAAGUGCAGACCGACCCUGAGGUGUGGGUUGUCUGGUGCACAGGCAAUUCUAGAGAUUUGAUCCGCCAGGCGGCCAAACUGGCAACUGCCGGCAGACUCGGGGAGCGGACACGGGAAAGGAGACGAAGACGGUGACGGAGUCAGAGUCGGAGUCGGCCCACAAGGAGAGAGCAGAGCAGAGCAGGCACCAUGUCUGUGGACUUUAUACUGCCCAAUCGGAACAAGAUACAAACGAUUGCCUACGCGAGUGCCAGCAGAAAGUAUGCCGCUGCGGCAUCCCCUGCCUCGACCGGAUCCGGAAGCAACAGCAACGGCAGCAGCAGCAGCAGCAGCAGCAGCGAGCUGCAGAGCUGGCGGCGACCGAAGCCGAGAAACGGCAGCAAACUGAGGCUGGAGGACAGGUCCUCCUCCUCGGUGCUGCGCAAUGCCAAUGGGAAUGGAAAUGGAAGUGGAAACGGGAGCAAGUCCUCGCUCAAGUCGCUGGCCAAACGCUCCUCCAGAUCCCUGCUGAAGCGUGAGGUAAUCGAGCUGGAAGACGAGGAUGAUCGGAAGGAGGGAACUGGCGGCGAGGAGCAGCUAUGCGAGCACUUGGAAUGGUCCGCCGCCCAGUCCCUGGUGCAGAUGACCUCCUCCAAGCAGGAGAAGCAGCGUCGCCUGGGAGGGGGCACAUCGGGAGGUGCUAGCGGCACCACAGGAACCACAGCGGCAGCCACAGUCUCCGCCUCAGUAUCGGUGCGCCGUCCAGUGGCCGCCGGGCGGGCCCCGGCCGAGGACGGAAAGGUGAUCUUCUAUGCACCGCCAGCCAGUGCUUGUGGUGCUGCGCGCCAGCCGGAGCCAAUGUCCGUGAAGCGCCAGCGCGAGCAACAAGUUGCGGCGAAUGCCUCCGCAGCGGCCACGGCCGCUAUUAUUUACCGCGGACGCAGCGCUGAGGAGACGGAGGCCGCCCACGAUCUGCUGUCGCUGUCCCAGAGCCUGCCGCCGCUCAUUCCGCCCUGCGUGGUGACCAUCAUGAAGCAGGAGCAGGAGCACCACAAGUCGUCGGCGGAGCACUUGCCAAUUAUGCAGGAGAUCUCGAACGCUUCCAACAAGUCGCUGGCCACAUCGUCGCAGUCGAACAUCCGAUUCAUCGGCAGCAGUUCCUACGACAUGAUGAACGGAGCGCCCGAAGCAUCGAACAGCUGCUCGCCACUGACGCCGCCCAACUCCGAUCACAGCUCGGAUGUGGACAUCGACAUGUCUUCCUCGUCCGAAUCCGGCCAGAUGCACUGGGGCAAGCAGCCGCACCAGGCGCCACAGCAGCAGCGGGCCUCGGCCCUGAAGAUGUGCCUCAACAUGUUGGACGGGCGCACGAAGGCCAGCAAGGCAGCGGCCGGCAAGGACCGGGAGCAGCUGCACCAGCGUCCAAAGAGCUCCAGCAGCUCCAAUGCAUCGGGCGGCGCAGUAAGCAGUGUCGCAGGCGGACGUGCAGCCACUCUUGCCGAUGUGGCAGCAGCAGCUGGAGUUGUAUCCAGUGGCAACGGGGAGAAUUAUGCCAAGCGCAAGCGCGGAUGCUACAAGUGCUCCGAGUGCGGCAAGCAGUACGCCACCUCCAGCAACCUGUCGCGCCACAAGCAGACGCACCGCUCCCUGGACUCACAGUCGGCCAAGAAGUGCAAUACCUGCGGCAAGGCAUACGUGUCCAUGCCGGCCCUGGCCAUGCACCUACUAACGCACAAACUCUCGCACAGCUGCGACAUAUGCGGCAAGCUCUUCUCGCGCCCCUGGCUGCUCCAGGGCCAUCUGCGCUCCCACACCGGCGAGAAGCCCUAUGCCUGUGUCCAUUGCGGCAAGGCCUUCGCGGACCGCUCCAAUCUCCGCGCCCACAUGCAGACGCACUCUGGCGACAAGAACUUCAAGUGUCACCGCUGCAACAAGACCUUCGCGCUCAAGUCGUAUCUGAACAAGCACCUGGAGUCGGCCUGCCUCCGGGAUGCGGGAGCCAUAGGGCAGGGCAAGGGCGAUGACUAUGACUGCGAUCUGGACGACGAGGACGAGAUGAUGGGCAAGCACGAUCAGGACGAGUUCGACGGCGAUGAGAUGGACAGUGAUGAGACUAGUCAGGAUAUUGAGGUGGCUUAGGCGGCCGUCGGCAAUGCGAUGGAUACUGAUGAGACUAGUUGGGAUAUUGUGGUGGACUGAGGCAGCAGCCGAGGUUGGCCACAAGACUCCUCGUUUACCUUAAUAUUAGAUACUUUAUACCAGAACCCUAUAAGCAAUAUUCGAGCACCCUUAUCAAAUUAAAAACGAUAAAAACCAAA
Molecule: messenger RNA, 2322 nt
Organism: Drosophila guanche
Lineage: Eukaryota; Metazoa; Arthropoda; Insecta; Diptera; Drosophilidae
Product: transcriptional repressor scratch 1
Exons: 2
Coding region: 215-2143 (642 amino acids)
Biological process (GO): regulation of DNA-templated transcription
Molecular function (GO): DNA-binding transcription factor activity, RNA polymerase II-specific; RNA polymerase II cis-regulatory region sequence-specific DNA binding
Source: RefSeq, a predicted model, not a curated record